AUGAUGAUACUUUUUGGAAUAUUUCAACUUAUCGUCCACAUUGGAUCAACUCAAGGAACUUCACAAAAUAUUCGAUGUGAGCUUGAAGUUGUUGAAGACUUAUACACAUGCACAAUAGUUUCAGCUGAUGUUUUUAAUGAAAACAACUCAAUUCAAUUUUUAAUGACACAUUUGGGAGGCAAAAAUGAUGAGGAUGUGAUAGCAAUGAGAACAAGUUUAUCGUUUAGUGGCAAAAUUCAAAUCUUUCAUAGACAAUUUCUCGAAAGAUUUAAUAAUCUACAAAUUAUUGUGCUUCAUAAUGUGGACAUGAUUUCUAUGGCAGUUAAUUCUUUUGAAAAAUGUAAUGAACUUGUGAUGCUGGAUGUUCAUAGUAAUAUUUUGGAAACUGUGCCUGAUAGAAUUUUUGAAAACUGCAGCAAAUUAAAAGCUUUAAUAUUAAGUUCAAAUAAUUUGAAAAGCAUAUCCAAUGAAUCGUUUGUAGGACUUAAUAAUCUUGAAGUUUUAAACCUAAAUUCAAACAAAGUUGCAGGAUUUUCUCAAAAUUUGAUUAAAAAUUUAAUUACCUUGAAAGAACUUGAUUUGGGCAAUCCAAAGAGCAACUUUACAUAUGAAUCCACAGUUUUACAGCAUCUCAAAAAUCUAUCAGUAAUAAAUUUGGACAACUGGAACCUCAAAUUUGAAAACAUCAAAAUUCUAAUCGACAAACUUACAAAUUUGAAGAAAAUUUCAAUCGCAACCAAUUUAUUGUCAGAUAUCAGCUUUGGAUUUUUCAACCAGUUUAAAGUUCUAGAAGUUCUCAAUAUGGACAACUGCAGCAUAAGUAGCAUUCCAAAUAAUGUUUUGAAAGAAUUCCCAAAAAUAAAGGAAUUUUCACUUAGACACAAUCUUUUUAAAAGCAUCAUAAAGAAAACAUUUGAGAAACUUGGAAGCUUAGAGGUUCUUAAACUUGGACACAAUGAAAUUCAAGAUGUGGAUUUUAAAUCUUUCGACAUUCAUUUUCAACUGAAAGAACUUGAUUUGAGCAACAACAACAUUAAAACUUUACAUGCUGAUGUUUUCAAAUAUCAGGGAAAUUUACAAAAACUUGACAUAAGUUCAAAUGGAAUUGAGACACUUGCUGGACUUUUUAAAGCUCUUGAAAAGCUUGAAGUUGUUGAUUACAGCAACAAUUUAAUUAAAAGACUGAAUUCUGGAAAUCUUGCAUUUUUGAGAGAAUUUUCGGCUUCAUUCAAUGCAAUUGAGGAGAUUCAAAGAAACUUUUUCGUUGGCUUUCCAAAUCUCGAAAAGGUUAAGUUUGAGGGAAAUCCUUGCGCUGAUGUAAUUAUUGAGAAUAUCCAGCAAACCAAUGUGACUUCAGUUUUUAGUCAAUGUUUUGAUAAUUUUGAAGGCAUUACAACGUCAACAACACCUUUACCGACGACAACAUCACAAACUUCAUUAACAGACAUCAUAUCCAGCACCACAGCUUUGAUUUCAACUGAUAAUCCUCCAACAAACCCAAUUUCAACAACAAUAUCAACAACAACUUUGAAAAAGACAACAACAGUAAUGACUUUUACGACAACAACUUCUUAUUUUGUUCCAUCAACUCCUUCGAGUACACAGUCAACGACUUUAAGGACUUCGUUAUUUUCUUCAACAAUGCGAACCACAACUGGCAUUUCUUCUACAACAAAAGGAACUGGAAGUGGGAAUGUUUUGAGUAUGUCGAUAGUUGCGGUCAUUAUUAAUGCAGCUAGAAAUUUAAUUUUGUAGUGGAUGUGCUUAGAUUAUGAAGGAUUUGAUGUAAUUCUCUAAAGUUGAACAAAAAAGAUGUAGAAAUUUAAGUAAAAAGAGUCGCUAUUUUACUUACUUACUUCGAUGACUUUACAGAUCAAUUGUGAUCCAUGACCUCCCUCAGAUGACACAUAAAAUUGGCUCUAUC
Chironomus riparius is the source of this 1924-nucleotide messenger RNA. Lineage: Eukaryota; Metazoa; Arthropoda; Insecta; Diptera; Chironomidae. The record is from the annotation of a GenBank genome assembly.